Messenger RNA from Labrus mixtus (cuckoo wrasse), 2528 nucleotides. RefSeq names its product 7SK snRNA methylphosphate capping enzyme-like. The record is from RefSeq and is a predicted model, not a curated record. The transcript has 7 exons. Gene Ontology annotation, molecular function: RNA methyltransferase activity; snRNA binding; O-methyltransferase activity. The coding region runs from base 52 to 1968 and encodes 638 amino acids. NCBI's taxonomy places the organism in Eukaryota, Metazoa, Chordata, Actinopteri, Labriformes, Labridae. Gene Ontology annotation, biological process: snRNA modification.
AAACUAACUCCUCCCCUCUCUGUGAUUGGCUGCUGGGUCUUCAGGUAGAAGAUGAUCAAGAUGUCACUGGACAGCGAGACUGUCCUCCCUAACGAGGUGAGCCCCGCCUUCCCCGCCACCGGCAGCUUGUCAGAGCAGCCAAAACUGGCUAAGACCGGCGCCCUCUGUUCUAACAACGGACUUCAUCCGCCGGGAAACAGUCAGCACGCCGUCACAUCCUCCGCUCCCCACACCCAGCGGAUCGCAAAGAGGCGAUACUCGAUGGGCGUCGGCUUCAAAGGGCUGGCCAAGCGGCGGCGUCGUGCCAACAGUGAUAGCCAAUCGGAGCCUGUGCUGCCCAGUAACUUCCUGUUGGGAGGAAAUAUCUUUGACCCGCUGAACCUCAACUCGCUAUUGGACGAAGACGUCAACAAGGCGACCAAUCAGGAGACACCCAAGUGCUCACCCUUGCCUCUGCGGGGAGAAGACCCUGUAGAGAUCCUGGUUCCCCGUGACAUCACCGACCCCCUGAACCUGAAGGGAGGGGGCAGGGGCGGGAAGGAGGGGGGAGGAGUUCUGCUGUCCCCGCUGAAGAUGAGGAGGAGACACAGGAACAGACACCACGGAGGGGGAGGAGCCGGAGGAGAGAGGGAGGUCGUACCUGCCCGACUGUUCCCCUCCGCUGCAGGACUGACAGUUCCUGCGUUGACCAAAGUGGGCAGUGUUCCAGCCUCUCCACUCCCCUGUGAACUCAACACGGCCAUCACCUGUCGAGACGAACAAGCCCCGCCCCCGAUCCUACCCAGAAGACACACCCACCCUCUGCCGGGCCAGGCCCACAAACAUGGUAACCAGGGCGACAAUCGCCAACGGAGACGGCGGCGCACAACCUCAACGAGGUCAGGAGACUGUUCAGCAAACACUGUUACCAUGGCAGCCCCCGCCAAGCCAACCAAAUUCCAGACACCUCUGGUGGGAGGGGCUAAAGUUGGAAGGUGUGGAGGACUAGAGGCAGACUCUUCUCAGCCACCACAGAAGAAGAAGGACAAACACCGCUAUCAGAACGGCAACCACAGCUGUUACUACGGCUACAACGGUUUCUAUGGCGACAAGCGGGAGGGACGAGUCGGGUUGGAGGAGGACCCACGGCUCCGCCUCCUCCAAGCCGAUUGGUUCAGAGACAAAACGGUGCUGGAUGUGGGUUGUGCUGCGGGUCACGUGACACUGGCUGUAGCUCGCAGAUUUAACCCCGCCCACAUUCUCGGAGUGGAGCUAGACAAACGAUUGGUCAACGCUGCCCAGCAGAAUGUUAGACACUUCCUGUCACAUGACUUGGUGGUGGAGCAGAGGAGGGGGGGCAGAGGGGUGUCAGCUCUGAGGAGCAGGGAGGGAGGAGUGGAGGAGCAGAAGAAGAGAAAGAUGGAGGAGAAGAAGGUUGAGGAGGAGCAGGAGUUGGAGGAGGUGAUUGGAGAGUUCCAGCAGGCCCUCUCUCUCCUCCCCCUUCCCCUCUCCUUCAGGGUGAGUCGUGGUCCUCUCUCUGCUCCCCCCCUCCUCCUCCUCCCGCCUCCCUCCUCCUCCUCCUCCAGGUUCCCCAACAACAUCACCUUCAUCCAGGGCGACUACGUGUCGGAGCGGGAGGCGUGGCCUGGGCGGGGCCAGUAUGAUGUCAUCCUGUGUCUGGGCGUAACAAAGUGGGUGCAGCUGCAGUCAGGUGAUGUGGGCGUGAUCACGCUGUUCAAACGAGCCUAUCAGAGCCUGUCGCCGGGCGGAUUAUUCAUCGUGGAGCCACAACCAUGGAGCAGCUACUGCCGCAGCAAGCGGGCCUCGAGUCGGACGUAUUCUCACUUCAGGACUCUGAGACUCAGACCGGAACACUUCACCUGUUACCUGACCAACAACGUGGGCUUCACCUCCUACAGGCUGCUCACACACACAGGUAACCAGCGGCCGGUCUACCUGUUCCAUAAAGGCCCCGCCCACAGGAAGUGAUGUCAUCAUGGACAGGAUGUAACACUGCCCCGGGUGCUUCUUUUUGUCCUCCCGUUUCCAAGACAACGCGCCCGCGAGCUGACACAAGAAGAGGUGCUGAGUGGUGUAGUCAGGACGAUGCACACCUGUCCCCAGCUGGACGACGCCUCUUUAAGGAUAACCCCAAGCUUGUAGCUGAUUGGCUGAACAGUUCGAUGACGUGACAUCACAGAGGAGAACUAUCACAUCUGAUUGGACGGCAGAGUUUCCGUGAAUGUGAUUUGCAGACAUCAGGCGUGUGGAUGGUCACUUCAUGCCAUGUGACCUCUAGUCCUGGACUCUGAUUGGAGCGUGAACACUGACAGGAAGUGACAUGUCCAUCGGGAUCUUUUCAAAAUAAGAUUCCAUAAUGAGACUUCAUUAAGGGCCUGUGUCCACAGACGGCGCCUUAUGCCCUGGACGCGCCUACGAUCUCCGUUUCAGGGCGCUUCUCACCAGCGCUCAUUGUUGCUAGGUUACUAAAGUGAACUUGUGCUUCCCUCGGUAACGUCCGUUAGUUGUGUUUUUGGAUAUUCGCUUCA